Polypterus senegalus (gray bichir) is the source of this 4134-nucleotide messenger RNA. RefSeq names its product FERM domain containing 8 (gene frmd8). Gene Ontology annotation, cellular component: cytoskeleton; plasma membrane. Bases 188 to 1579 code for a protein of 463 amino acids. The record is from RefSeq and is a predicted model, not a curated record. Gene Ontology annotation, biological process: negative regulation of canonical Wnt signaling pathway. The transcript has 11 exons. NCBI's taxonomy places the organism in Eukaryota, Metazoa, Chordata, Cladistia, Polypteriformes, Polypteridae.
GAAUUCUUUCCGGGUUGAGGGAGGGACCCGAAGGGUUCUGUUGGAGCUAUUUACUUAUUUAAUUUUUUCAUCGCCCCUCAGUCUUAUCUAGUUUUUUAGAAGCUUAUUUUUGAUCUGUGAGAAGAAGCCACUUAGGCCAAGCGGUUAGCCAGUGUAUUGUUAUAAAGAGACCAAAUCGUAUUUACAGAUGGAGGGAUGUGACUCAGGACUUCCUUCUGAGCCAUCAGAGCCAUCACAGAGAGGCAGUCUGUCCUCAGCUGGUGCUCGUGCUUUAGAGGUUCUAAUCUAUCUUGUGAAUGACACUGCAGUCCAGCUGAUGGUAGAUAACAUGACAUCUAUUACGGCUCAAGAUUUAGGACGAAGUGUCAGAGAAGCCUUGCAGCUUCCUGAAAUUGCAGGAGAUGUGUUUACCUUAUGGAUCGUCUCUCCCCUUCUUGAACUACAGCUUAAACCCAAACACCAGCCUUACAAAUUGUGCCGACAGUGGCAGGAUCUAUUGUAUAGAUUUACUGACUCCUCAGAUGAUGACAUUGCACAUGAUGAACCAUGCUUACAAUUAAGAAGAAAUGUAUUUUUCCCGAAAGCUAAGGAAUUCUUGAUGGAGGAUGAGAGCAUCCUUCGACUGUUAUAUGAAGAGGCCAAAAUGAAUAUCCUUGAUGGGCGAUACCCAUGUGAUAUUGAAGAUUGUGAGAGGUUAGGAGCCCUGUCCUGCAGAAUAGAGCUGGGACAGUUCAGGCAACAGCAGUCUUGCACCGGCUUGCUUAGGGAGAAGCUGGACUCUUACCUUCCAAGUCACCUAUGUCGUCGAGGCCAUGGUAAUUUCUUUUCUGCAAUUCUGGGGAAAGGUGCUCGACAGCAUAAUCUUGAGCAAAGCUUGCUACAGGCCUAUCAGAACAUCACAGAUCCCAGUGACUACACAGAGGAUCAAAGGUUGAAGAAGCACUUACAGGAUUACUUGCACUUAUGCCAUCAGUUGCCUUACUAUGGAUGUGCAUUUUUUACUGGCGAGAUUGAUAAACCAGUUCAAGGUUUCCUGCAAAGAGGGGGUAGAAAGUCUGUUUUCAUUGCCAUUAGCCUGGAAGGUGUUUAUGUCAUUGAUAUCAAAGAAAAGCAUGUUCUUUUGGGUUUGCACUUUAAUGAGCUCUCUUGGGACCACACAUACCCUGAGGAAGAAGAUGACACCCACAUCUUGUGGCUAGAAUUUGAUGGGGAGGAAGCAGGAACACCUGUUAACAAACUUCUUAAGAUUUACUCCAAACAGGCAGAGCUAAUGAGUGGGCUGAUUGAGUACUGCUUGGAGCUCAGUUCUCUGGAGGUGGCAGAGCCUGAGACAGGUGAUGCCUCAACCUCCAAUAAUUCAUCACAACGGGUGGUAGAGAAGCGGGGGAAACUGAAACGGCAAAACAGCGUUGUAUGUAGUCGGAUCCAGAACCUUGCAACUAUUAACUACGUUGAUGAUGGCAGAGAGAUCAAGCGUGUGAAACCAAAGAGAGCAGCUUCCUUCUUCACCAGACAGGCACCUCCCAGCUCCUCGGCAUACACAGCAGUCCAGGUGUCUGAGAGCCUGGAGCAGGGCUGAGGUUGUAAAGCUGCUCCGCUGUCCCACAUCCCCUCCCCUAUGUCUACAACUCUAAAUUCCUGCUUCUGUGAGACCAAAUGGACAUUUGAUAAAAGAUAACAAGAAUUACCAGGGUGGUAAUGUAAGAGUUUGACGAUGUGGACCAAUAUGCUACUUACUGGACAAGUGAGCCACAUUCCAGUAGGAUGCAGUACAGUAACUUUACAUACUGUUAGAUUUGCUGCUUACUUGACUACAUAUCUUUUUUUUUUUUUUUUGUUAAAAAUAUGUUUUGUUUAUUUCCCUUGGAAACAGUUAACUUAAAAUUAUAGUGUUUAAAAUGAUUUUUUAUACCAUUAACUAGAUGUUGACCUACUCUCAAUAUUUAAUCUUUAAUAUACUUAUGUAUAAGCUUUAACUUGUUAGCCAUGUCGGUUUUUGUAUAAAGUGUAAUAAGAUUAGUUAUAUACUUGCCACCUAGAUUGUCGGAAUAGGUAUGCUAUAAUAUAGCUCCCAGAGCACAUUCAGAAAUACAGCAUGCCUCCCUUAAGGGCGAGAGGCUUUACAGCCAUUUAGAAUAUUGUGGUAAAUAAGGAAAAUGGAAAGGCAGCAACACUACAGACAUAAGUAAAGUAGUUCAAAGUUCAACAAAAAUGAAUUUGAGUGAACAACAAUCUGAAACAGUCUGUGGUAUACCAAAUUAAAUGAUAGUAGUCCUGUGCGUUAAUAUAUAUUUACUUUUUUACUUGUGCAAUAAAUGUGUGAAUAUUAUGGUUUGUCAAAAGAGUAAGAAGAUUCCUCCAGAUAGUUUUGUGCUGUGGUUUUCCCCCUGCAUAAUAAUGAUGUGUGAUAUAACAGGAGGCUGAAUAUUUAGAUUAUAGUUACACAUUUACGUAUUUGCAACACAAACUUAUUUAAGUGCACUGAUAUGUUUAUGAAUUUAAUGGGCCUUAAAACUGGAUUAGAGUAGUUUUUAUUUUAUUAUCAUUACAUGCCACUUUUGCCUUUACUGGUUUCACCCAUGUCCUUAACUACAAAACUCUCUUAGUAUUGAAUGAAUCUGUUAAAUCUGAUUAAAAAAAAUGUAAAUAGCUUAAAUAUAUCUAUAGAAAUGUUGAACUUUAGAGUGUAAACAAAAAGGUUGUUAUAUGGAUUAACAAAGUCCUGCAUCAAUGUGACAGCCAUUUUCUUCAUCAGGUAAAUUGUUGGAUACAAGUUUUAACAUUUUUGUUUUUCCAAAGAGUGAAAUCGAUUGUAGACUCAGAUAAACUUAAAAUUAAAAUGGACUUGGGCAUCCAGAAUAAGCGUUUAAUGGUCAAAUUACUAUUUAUCAUUAAAAACACUAAAACUAUUAUUUUGAUAAAUAAAAUUGUUCCUAAGCUGCAUUUUGUAACAUAACUGCUUUACAGGCUUCUUUGUGAUGUUGCUAUAUAACUUUGACUGAAGAUGGAACAGGAAUGACAGAGCAAAAUCUCUGAAGUACCAAGAUAGUUACUUAACUUAAAUGUUUCUUUAUUUUUUGUCAACAUUUCACCUUGUAAUGUCUUGGCAGGAUUAAAUUCUGAAAUGCCAAAGCAACUGAUGAAAGGUAAUAUGUUAAAAAAAAAUCUCACAUUUCAAAAUAUUGCCAAAAUAAAUAUUUUUCUAAAUCUGAUGGCAAGGCAUGCUGGGGCACGUUUUCAGAAGUUAUUAUUUUUGCCUUCUUGAUUUUCGUCACCUUAAAAAUUACUACUUGUGCAUUAAUUCAGCAACUCAGCAUUUCAGAUUACUAACAAGUAGAUUAAGUUCAGCAAACACAUAGUGGUGCAAAUUAUUAUUUUUUUUUGUUUUGUUUUCUUUGGGAAGAAGUAUUCUGAAAAUCUCAGCAGUAUCUUGUGAUUAUCAAUUUGUUUAAACUAUGUUAUAUGUAGAAAAAAAUAGGCUAUCUUUUUGUAGUAGAAUGUAACAUACACAAUACACACAGAGAAAGGCUUUGAAAGAACUGGAGUUUAUGUUAAUUGGCGUUUUUGAAGUAGCCAUUUAAUAUUUAGAUACUGUAUGCAUAUUGCCAGCUUUUUCUGAAGGAACUGUUCAUAUUGUAUAUAAUGUGAUACAAGUGUUAGAAUUACCAAUGCCUAGCAUUUUUAGAUAAUUCUUUUAAUAAGAUCUAUAUUUUCUAAAGCCAAGUCAAAGUUCUGAUAGACUUGCCUUACACUGAUUAGAAAAAACAUGAAUUUAAGUACUGUAACUACUGCUGCUGUUAUCUUAUAUCAGACAAUCAGUGUUUCAGAAUGCAUACCAUUUGUGUAUCCCGAAAAGUCAGGUAAAGUGCAAUUUGACUCUGGACUGUUUCCAGGCAUGUCUUCUAGGAAAACUGUCACAUUCCUACAGUUUCAGAGGUUUAGUUAACUGAUUUGUUGACAAUGGGUGAUGGCUUCCAUUAGCCCGUGAUACAGUGCAACCAAUUUCUGAAACUGGAUGGGUGGGUGUAGGAGUACCAGUAAUAUCUGUCGUGACUCUGUGUACAUAAUUGUCAACUGCUUUUGUAAUAAUAAGGGCUUCCACUGUAACAAAUUAAAGUGCUGUUGCUACGUUCA